Molecule: messenger RNA, 615 nt
Organism: Myotis myotis
Lineage: Eukaryota; Metazoa; Chordata; Mammalia; Chiroptera; Vespertilionidae
Product: histone H2A type 1
Exons: 1
Coding region: 16-408 (130 amino acids)
Cellular component (GO): nucleosome
Molecular function (GO): structural constituent of chromatin; protein heterodimerization activity; DNA binding
Source: RefSeq, a predicted model, not a curated record
CACAUUAAACUCAACAUGUCUGGACGUGGAAAGCAAGGAGGAAAGGCGCGCGCCAAGGCCAAGACGCGCUCCUCGCGGGCCGGGCUGCAGUUCCCCGUGGGCCGCGUGCACCGGCUGCUCCGCAAGGGCAACUACGCUGAGCGCGUCGGGGCGGGCGCGCCCGUGUACCUGGCGGCGGUCCUGGAGUACCUGACGGCCGAGAUCCUGGAGCUGGCGGGCAACGCGGCGCGCGACAACAAGAAGACGCGCAUCAUCCCGCGCCACCUGCAGCUGGCCAUCCGCAACGACGAGGAGCUCAACAAGCUGCUGGGCAAGGUGACCAUCGCGCAGGGCGGCGUGCUGCCCAACAUCCAGGCCGUGCUGCUGCCCAAGAAGACCGAGAGCCACCACAAGGCCAAGGGCAAGUAAGGACCCUGCGUUCCUUUGGCAACGACGCAAAUAACUAAACCAAAGGCUCUUUUCAGAGCCACCCACCUUCGCACUGAAAGGGCUUGCAUUUUUUUUUUUCAUAACCAGCUGCUUGGAAAUGGUUUUUACCGUGUUUGGUCAGUAGAUGUCAGUAAACACCCAUAAGAGCGAAGUUAACCUCUGAAAAGAUACAUUAAAAGGAAAAGU